Molecule: messenger RNA, 625 nt
Organism: Ipomoea triloba (trilobed morning glory)
Lineage: Eukaryota; Viridiplantae; Streptophyta; Magnoliopsida; Solanales; Convolvulaceae
Product: universal stress protein A-like protein
Exons: 4
Coding region: 1-615 (204 amino acids)
Source: RefSeq, a predicted model, not a curated record
AUGGAGAAAACAAGAACUGAGAGUAGUGCAUAUGCGUGUCCCGGAGAAGCCAUGCAUGCUCAGGUGCCGACGACGGUGAAGGAGACGACGGCGACGAGGACGUGGAAGGUGAUGGUGGCCAUCGACGACAGUGGCGAGAGUUUCUAUGCUCUUAAAUGGGCCAUCGACUAUUUGCUCCGCCGGAACUACCCUUCUGCCGCUGACACCGCCGACGAGACCCCGGCCGGCCCAAUGGUCACCUUGGUCAAUGUCCAGCCUACUUUCCGGCCACUGAUUUAUCCUCCCGGCCCAGACCCUGUGGAAUUAACGCCUAUGGUGGUGGAAGCUGUGAAGAAAGGCCAAGAACAUAACGCGAGUGAAGUACUUUCUAGGGCCUUUCAAAUCUGCAGGGAAAAUAAGGUGAGGGCAGAAACCUUGAUUCUUGAAGGGGACGCAAAGGAUAGAAUUUGUGAGGCUGCUGAGGAGAUGCAUGUUGAUCUUCUUGUGGUGGGCAGUCGAGGCCUUGGCAAAAUCAAAAGGGCAUUUCUAGGAAGUGUGAGUGACUAUUGCGCACAUCAUGUGCAUUGCCCCAUUCUCAUAGUGAAGCCACCAUUAUCCAAGGAACCCAAUCUGUAGCAUCAAUUCA